UGUGUAGUCGUAUCAUGCCUUGCUCACACAGUCACACUUGUUAAAUAGAGUAAAACAUCAACAUUUCAUCAUUUUAUAUAUUUUAUAAAUUUGAUCAAAAUUCAGAGCGAUCAUCCCUAAAAACCAUCAAAAAGUUUCUGGGUUUUCAAUAUUUCUCCAGAAUUGUAUGUUAUGAUCCCCACAAAUUAAUUUGGAACCGGAAAUUGUUUGAUAAACCCCCUUUUACUAUAUUUUUCGAAAUUCGAUUUUUUUCAUUGCAUGAAUUUUGACAUUGAGAUCAAGGUCGAUCAAAAGCGAUUUCAACUGGCAUUUUUGCAUGUAACUUCUAUUGAGUGGUGACACCAUGCUUGGAAAUGGAGUUGUUGGAAUUCUUUCGGAGACAUGUAACAAGUGGGAAAGACGGGCUCCUUUAACACCAGCUCAUUGUGCUCGACUUCUACACAGUGGAAAUGGUAAAUCUGGUGUGGCCCAGAUAAUUGUUCAGCCAUCUACCAAGAGAAUCUACCAUGACGCCCUUUAUGAAGAGGUUGGUUGUGAAGUAUCUGAUGACUUGUCAGAAUGUGGUCUUGUUGUGGGCGUCAAACAACCAAAGCUAGAGAUGAUCCUUCCCGAGAGAGCCUAUGCUUUCUUCUCGCAUACCCACAAAGCGCAGAAAGAAAACAUGUCUUUGCUCGACAAGAUUCUGUCAGAAAGUGCAACCUUGUAUGAUUAUGAGCUCAUUGUUGGAGAUCAUGGGAAAAGGUUACUGGCAUUUGGACAGUAUGCUGGCAGAGCUGGGAUGGUGGACUUUUUGCAUGGCUUAGGACAGCGUUAUCUAAGUUUUGGAUAUUCAACACCCUUCCUUUCCUUGGGUUCAUCUUACAUGUAUACUUCCUUGGCUGCUGCAAAGGCUGCUGUCAUAUCCGUGGGUGAAGAGAUCUCCACUCUUGGACUUCCAUCUGGCAUCUGUCCUCUUGUUUUUGUCUUUACUGGAGCAGGAAAUGUUUCGCAAGGUGCACAAGAGAUUUUCAAGCUUCUUCCUCAUACUUUUGUGGAUCCUAGCAGACUCCCAGAGUUGUUUGAAACAGCUGGAUGCCAGAAUCAGAAUUCUCGGGCGUCGAAGAGACUCUUCCAAAUAUAUGGUUGUGUUGUAAAGAGUAAACACAUGGUUGAACCCAAAGAUCCUAACAAAACUUUCAACAAAGCUGACUACUACUCGCAUCCAGAGCAUUACUCUCCAAUAUUUCAUGAAAGAAUUGCCCCGUAUGCAUCUGUCAUUGUCAAUUGCAUGUACUGGGAGCAAAGAUUUCCUAGGUUGUUGACCACCAAGCAGCUUCAAGAUUUAAUGAAGAAAAAAUGUCCACUUGUUGGUGUAUCCGAUAUAACAUGUGAUAUAGGAGGAUCCAUUGAGUUUGUUAACCAAGCCACCACCAUCGACUCACCUUUCUUUAGAUUUGAUCCACUGAUGGACUCGUACCAUAAUGACAUGGAAGGUAGUGGUGUGAUAUGCUCAGCCGUUGACAUCCUUCCAACUGAGUUUGCCAAAGAGGCUUCCCAACAUUUUGGCAACAUUCUGUCGCAAUUUAUUGGUCACUUGGCAUCCACGAAAGAUUUUGAAGUACUACCUCCCCAUUUGAAACAAGCUUGUAUAGUACACAGGGGAGCACUUACAUCCUUAUACGAGUAUAUACCUCGUAUGCGAGAAUCUGCUUCAGAUGAAUUGUCACAGAACCUGCCAGAUUCUCAUCCUAAUAAGAAAACGCACACACGACUGGUGUCUUUGACCGGUCAUCUGUUUGAUGAUUUUUUGAUAAACGAGGCUUUGGAUAGAAUUGAAGCUGCAGGUGGCUCCUUCCGCUUGGUAAAAUGUCAUGUUGGCCAGAGUAAUGAUGCCACAUCAUACUCUGAACUUGAAGUUGGGGCUGAUGAUAUCUCUGUGUUGGAUCAAAUUAUCGAUUCAUUAACAUCUCUUGCCAGUAAGAGCGAAAAAAAUGGGAUUGUGGAGAAUCAACCCAACAGAAUUUCCCUCACCGUUGGAAAGAUCCAUGAGAAUGGUUUAGAAUGCGUAGACGAGUCAAGAAGGAAAGCAUCAGUACUAAUUCUUGGUGCUGGCCGUGUAUGCCAACCAGCUGCUGAGUUUUUAGUAUCCAUCAAGAACCUUUCUUCUUGCCCGUUGUUUGAGAAGUGCAUGGAUCUGAAUAUUGAUGUGGAAGAUGAUAUCCAAGUCAUUGUUGCAUCUCUAUAUCUAAAGGAUGCGGAAGAGGUCAUCCAAGGUAUUCCAGACGCAACAGCUGUGCAGCUAGAUGUGUCGGAUAAAGAAAGUCUGCACAAAUAUGUGUCACAGGUUGAAGUUGUUAUCAGUCUACUUCCUCCUAGCUGCCAUGUUGCAAUAGCAACGGCGUGUAUUGAGCUUAAGAAGCAUCUGGUUACUGCUAGCUAUAUUGACGACUCCUUGUCAAAGCUUGAUCAAAGUGCAAAGGAUGCUGGUGUAACAGUUCUUGGUGAGAUGGGCCUUGAUCCUGGAAUAGAUCACAUGUUGGCAAUGAAAAUGAUAAACGAAGCACACAUAAAAGGGGGUAAAGUGUGUUCUUUUACUUCUUAUUGUGGGGGCCUUCCAUCUCCAGCAGCUGCCAACAAUCCGCUAGCCUAUAAAUUCAGUUGGAACCCUGCUGGUGCUUUAAGAGCUGGGCGUAAUCCUGCAACAUAUAGAUCCCAUGGAGAAGUAAUUCAAGUUAAUGGGGAUGAUCUUUAUGAUUCAGCUGUGAAUUUCCGGCUACCUGAUUUUCCGGCUUUUGCAUUAGAAGUCCUUCCGAAUCGUAAUUCUUUGAUUUAUGGAGAUAUCUACAAAGUUGGAGAUGAAGCUUCAACAAUCUUCCGAGGAACACUUCGUUAUGAAGGUUUUGGUGAAAUAAUGGGGACAUUAGCAAGGAUUGGUUUCUUCAACACUGAAGCCCAAGAAACUCUUAAAUGUUCCGAGAGACCUACAUUUGAAACAUUUACUCUGAAGCUCCUUGGUAUCGAGAAGGAGACUUUAUUAGGCUCUAAUAUUGGAGAGAUCAGCAUCGCAGAAAAGAUUAUAUUACAUGGACAUUGCAAAAAACAGGAAACUGCCGUUAAGACUGCAAGGACAAUCAUAUUCCUUGGACUUCACGAGGAUACGUUAAUACCUUCUACAUGCAAGACUGCGUUUGACGUCACCUGUCUUCGCAUGGAGGAAAGACUUUCAUAUUCUACCACAGAACAGGAUAUGGUCCUUCUUUAUCAUGAAAUAGAGGUAGAAUUCCCAAAAUCCCAAAAGAUAGAGAAGCACCAGGCAACUCUCUUGGAAUUUGGAAAGACCGAGAAAGGAAGAACUACAUCUGCUAUGGCACUGACUGUAGGAAUUCCUGCAGCAAUUGGAGCCCUGCUCUUGCUUUCAAACAAGAUCAAGUCAAGAGGAAUAUUGAGGCCUAUUGAAUCAGAAGUUUACGUUCCAGCGCUGGACAUAAUACAAGCUUAUGGAAUCAACUUAUCAGAGAAUACAGCAUGAAUUUACGUACAAUACAUACCAGUUUCGAUACAUUAAGUUUACCCUUGAAUAUAAUACAAUCCCAAUAAAUCCAAUCAGUUUAUGGAAAUUUUAGUUUCUGUACCAUUAUAUAGGUAAGCCUCAGUUGAUGAAUCAUGCCCAGAUCACUUUGUAGAGGUACUGUAUAGUAUAGUAUAGUUCAUCCUGAUGCUCAAUAGAAUUUUCUGUACUGUCCAUGUUGCUACUGUAAUUAGCCGAAAACGGAUCAAAAGCUGUAAAAUAUGAUUAAUUACUACACAAGAAUCAUAAAAGUUCAUGAUUUGUUUUAGCAUUAA
This is a messenger RNA of Spinacia oleracea (spinach), 3822 nucleotides long. RefSeq names its product alpha-aminoadipic semialdehyde synthase. Lineage: Eukaryota; Viridiplantae; Streptophyta; Magnoliopsida; Caryophyllales; Amaranthaceae. Gene Ontology annotation, cellular component: cytoplasm. Bases 344 to 3508 code for a protein of 1054 amino acids. Gene Ontology annotation, molecular function: saccharopine dehydrogenase activity. The transcript has 25 exons. The record is from RefSeq and is a predicted model, not a curated record.